Messenger RNA from Anopheles gambiae (African malaria mosquito), 5999 nucleotides. Its product is annotated as alpha/beta hydrolase domain-containing protein 17B. Gene Ontology annotation, molecular function: palmitoyl-(protein) hydrolase activity. Gene Ontology annotation, cellular component: endosome membrane; plasma membrane. The transcript is spliced from 4 exons. Gene Ontology annotation, biological process: protein depalmitoylation. The record is from RefSeq and is a predicted model, not a curated record. NCBI's taxonomy places the organism in Eukaryota, Metazoa, Arthropoda, Insecta, Diptera, Culicidae. The coding region runs from base 485 to 1354 and encodes 289 amino acids.
AAAAAAAAAAUAAUUGGAUAAAAAACAAAAGAAGUUUUGAUUGCUCGUCCGUAUCAUUUUCGCUUUACAUCGGUCGAUCGGUGUUCAACUGUGUUGGGUGAAAAAAAUAAAUAACAAAAACAAUUAAAACUUCUUUCGAUGUUCCACAUUUGUAAACAGUUGUUCUGACGCGAGACAAACAUAUCUUAAACUACAUCCGUUGUGUGUUUCUUUUCGUAUUUAACAAGUGUGAUUUGAGAAAUAGUUCAUGGGUCCAUACCCUCUUCAAUAAUCUCCCCCACCAUUAGUGUUGUUGCCUACGACUAACCAUCCAAACGUAAUAAACACAAACGCCAAACUGGAACGGGAUAGGAAAGCUAAAGUUAACAAAAGUUCCUCUACCUCAACAAGAGUCGAGCGGGGCAGAUCGGCAGUGUUGGAGGCGUCGACGACGACGACGACGGAAGAAGCGGAUACAAACGCUACGAGCGUCGACAAAAAAAAGAUGAACGGGUUAAGUUUCAGUGAACUUUGUUGUUUGUUUUGCUGCCCUCCGUGUCCAGGACGCAUUGCAUCGAAGCUGGCCUUCUUACCGCCAGAAGCUAGCUACGAUCUGAAACCGGAAGCGGAUAAUACUAACAGCAAGUUUACCCUGACGCUACAUGAUAAGGCCGACUGGCAGUAUACCGAUCGUGAAAAAGAAUGCUUCGAAGUGUUUUACGCACGAUCUGCUCGCGGGAACAGAAUCGCAUGUUUAUUCGUCAAAUGUAGCGCUAACGCACGAUUUACACUGCUCUUUUCCCACGGCAAUGCGGUAGAUCUUGGGCAAAUGACUACGUUUUUCAUCGGAUUAGGUCAACGGAUUAAUUGUAACAUUUUUAGCUACGAUUAUUCCGGCUAUGGUCAAAGCUCCGGAAAACCGACGGAGAAGAAUCUUUACGCAGAUAUCGAUGCAGCGUGGCACGCUCUACGAACACGGUAUGGCAUCAGUCCUGAAAAUAUAAUUCUUUACGGACAAAGCAUAGGCACGGUUCCCACGGUAGAUUUAGCCAGUCGCUAUGAGGUUGGUGCGGUCAUUUUGCAUUCCCCUCUGAUGUCAGGUAUGCGAGUAGCCUUUCCAGCUACAAAACGUACGUGGUUUUUCGAUGCAUUUCCCAGCAUUGAUAAAGUGCCGAAAGUAACAUCACCCGUUCUGGUAAUACAUGGUACCGAAGAUGAGGUGAUCGAUUUUUCCCACGGUAUGACCAUUUACGAAAAGUGUCCCCGAGCAGUGGAACCAUUAUGGGUGGAAGGGGCCGGUCACAAUGACGUGGAAAUGUACAGCCAAUAUUUGGAACGGCUAAAACAGUUUGUGUCCGUUGAGCUGGUCAACUGACAAAAGCUGAACAAACGCACCAGCGGCAAUAGCAGUGGAAAGCGAACCAAAGGUGAUGGUGACGGCCGAAAGGUGGCAGAAAACGAUGACGAUGAUAAUGAGGAAGACGAAGAAGAGGAUUUAAAUACGGGUAUGUUGUUGCUCAUGAUUGUAAGUGGUGUUUUGUUAAAUGUUUUAUAUCGUUAUUCGUUCUUCAUUGAUCCAUAACAGAUGAUGAAAUAUUGAAUGCAUCAAUUACAUUAAGUUCAAACUCUACUAAUGAUGCAUCCGCGAUCGAAAAGCUUCUCUAGCAUCAGGAGCCUGGCGGGGAGAGCGAAUUUAAUUUUGCUUCCUCCGCCCCGACAGCCUCUAGCGUUAGUCUACCAGUCACUCGUUCCGACGGGGAUGGCAGAGAUACGGUUGAGGAUCAGCUGCCCCAAAAACCGCCGACGCCGUCUGUUUCUGCUCACGAUCAACAAAAGGCAAGCCAACCACAAAAUGGUGCUGCGAAUGAACAUGUAGUAGGAAAUACGAAAGCGACCGUGCACAUCAAUGGUGUGGCGGUGGAUCACUUUCAUCAGAACUCCGAUGUAGAUGAGGAUCGACGGUCUCUGUGUCAGAAUAGUGAUGUACAUGGUUUCAUUUCGUACUCAUCCGACAGCAGCAUGAUCGAGUUAAAUCUAAAGUUCCGCAAGUGUGCUUGCAAUGAAAACAUUAUCAACACCUCCAAAGAAAACCUGCAACAGAUGCAACGAACCAGUCCAACAGGAGCGGCAGCACCAACUGAUGGCUAUGACGUUGUCAAUGCUGCCAUUGCUGGUACGGAGAGCAGUAUGGUCGGGAAGGAAGGUAAAAGCAAAAAAAUAUUAGCAUUAAACAAGGACAAUUUGAAUAGAUUAGUGCGCAAACUGAACGACACUACGAAUAGCUCAUCCUCAUCUUGUACAAAGUGUAGAUUAUCAUUAGACGUCAAGAACAUUUUAAACGGAAUAGGUAACGUAAAGGCAAAACACGCCACAGCAGACGCCGUUGGGAGUGACAGUGUCGGUCGGUCCCCUGGUGGAGAUGAUUCUAACUCCCGCCGUGCUGCGCUUCCACUAACCAUCGACGAUUCAAUGCUCGGACUGCGUGCAGACGACUCACUGCUAGGAAGCUCAGCUUCCCCGCUACCCUCGCCACUACCUUCGCCUAAUUCGCCGUUACCGAUCAUCGGUCCGCUUGAGCGACGUCAUAGCGAAACGGUCGAACGGCGAUCAAUUGGCAUACAGCAUGCAUCGAAACAAUAUCGUAAAAAACCGCCAUUAUUGCGAACACAUGGCCGCAGCAUAGCACAAGCAGAGGAAAUUAUAAUCAUUUCCGAUGAAUUCAGACGACAAUCGUUGCGCGAUCAGCAAACCAUACGGGUACAGAAGAGUCCGAAAACAAUUUCCAAAUCGAUGGAAAGCAUAGACAAGCGAAAUUCUAUGUCACUAUCCCUUCGGCCGGUGACAAUCAGAAGCUUUCAACUGCCCAACACUGUGCAUGGGAUAGAUCCAGCCGAUGAGAUGCUAACGAUAGUGGUCAAUGCUGCCGAGACAACGGGCGCCAACGAUACAAAAACAAUCUCAAAAUCAGUUGAUGAUAUGGCACUCGGCGGAGGACAGGGAGUAGAAGACUCCGCUCAACCGAAAGCAUCUGAACCUGCCGGAGAUGACGUCGAGUUAAUCUUCAUUUCGGAUGAGUUUGUCAAACGGAAAUCAAAGUCAAGCUCGGAUGUUAUCAUCGUGGAAAAUGCUGCUGGUCGCAGGAGGGAAAGCAGCAGGCGUAAAAAACCCAUCAAAACCUUGUCGGUUGCUGGCGUCGAAGGCAGCAACGCGGAAAAGAAAAGACUUUCCUCCAACACGGCCCGAGCCUCUAGCACUGAAGGACGGAUUGUGAAAUCCGCAACCAUACCGGUAGCCGCGUCUAAAGUGAAAAACGUCCGUCGCAAAACAACUAUAUCCAACUCGAAUAGUUUCCUUACUUAUGAGGAGCCUUUCUCUCCAGAGACGCUUGAAAGUAAAGACAUUGGUCAACUAUUUGCAGAUGCAUCGGUCGAGUAAUCUUAAAGAAACAUGAAUGAUUGUAAUAGAGUAGAGCCUGCAAAUUUAGUGCAACAAACGAAUCCUCACUAGUUAUACUUCUUGAAGUUAGCAUGCGUAUGUAUGUUUGCAGAUUACUGGUGAAGGAUGUUGUUAAACAUGUCUGUGAAUCUUCCAUUAAUUAUGAUGUAUCCUUUGUUAUCGCACAAAUUUAAAUGGUAGAAAAAAAGCAAUUAUAAUGAUUGUUAUUUAAUUGCGUUUAGCCAGUCGAAUAGACUAUGCUCAUUGCUUACAGAUUAGUAUUACUUACACUUUCCUAUAGUUUAUCUCAAUGCUUCCCGGAAUAGAGCCUUUCCAUUUGGUGUUCGUUUGUUGCAAUGUUGUUUUGAAGCAAGUAUAGAUUAACUCCCUCAGACAACGUUUCUAAAACGCUUUAUUGAUUUUACUGCAGUGCAAUUUGUGGGUUCGUAUAUGUUGAGCGCAUUGUAUCAUUUAUUACUCAGUUCACCCAAUCGUAUUCCAAAGGGACUGAUGAUAUCGACUGAUAAAUGCAUGUAAAAAUACUAAGUAUAAAUCAUCCUGUAUGAAGAGUAGUAAACAAAUCCGAUAAAACAAAACAUUCGAAAAAUAUGUAAAAAAAAGUAACACAGCAAUAGGUGGAAAGUUCUCACAACGCCAUCAUCGUACAAGAGUAGUAUACAAAAAACAAAAAAAAAAAAUACCAAACACAAAACAAUCACACACGCACAUACGCAGCCUAAAACAACGUAUAAAUUAAAAUGACUGUAGAAAUUGGAUCUGUGAGCACUUUAAAUUAGUCUGACGCUCAUAUUGUUUUACAAGACCCCUUUUUUCAGAUUUGAUAUCAAUGUUAAGCACCGAUAAAGCCGUCCUUCCAUUUUUGAGUUCUAUUUGUUGUUUGUUGUGCAGGCAUGUUUGUUACUAUGUCUGACACACGAAUGCAGGUUUAGUUGUGCAACUAUCACUGUCAGAACGUACAAUUCAAGUUAAAGUGGAGAAAUUGAACAUUUGUACAAACAAAUCCUUUGCAAAUCGCUAUUAAUCCUGAUCGCUCAAGCACACGUACACUGCAAGUAGUCAAAAGUUCGAAACAUAACGACAAAAGUAUAAUGAUAACUCAUUUCGAAUUUGUAUUUUUUAAAUUUAAGUGCAUUAUUUAGGUUUACAUAACUUCUGUGUCUCGUGCAAUGAUAUGCAAGUGUUAUUUAUAACACUGAAGCAUUACGUUUAUAAAGCAAACAAUUUCUCGGUAAACUGAAGCGGCGAUACACACGUUAUCUGUAGCAUCUUUUUGAGAUAACCUAUGCGUUUAACAGCUAAAAUGAACCCAUUUUGCAUGGUAGCAGACGUAUUACGAAAUCUUCCAUUCCCCCCGAAAAACUUCCACUUCUAGCCAGUUCUACAUCGAACCAGAACAAGAAUUGGCCAGAAAAGCAACAAUGCGUAAAUUUGAUAAGAAUACAUACGCAAAUGAGGAAACAUUUGCAAUGAAAGUACUCUACACCAUCAAAAACUUCUUAGAUAUGAAUAUAUAAGCAUGUACACUACUGAGAUUAAGUGGUUUAUCUUCAUGCAACGUUUAAGCCAAUGGCGAGCCAGCCACCAAAGACUCCUAAAGACACAAAUAAUAAGAAAAAAGCUCCCAACGUUUCGUUUCUUCUGUAAACUAUUCGGCUCUCGUGUGAUAAGUGAUGUAGAUUUUGGAUCGUUUGUAAGAAAACCUUGAUACGAUUGUAUGUUGUGACUAAAUAGCCGUGUUAGCUUGAAACAAACAAGCUAGUGUUUUUUUUAUUGUGGAGAAUUUUUAAAUUUUUGAUCAGUGUUUUAAAGACUUUAUCUUAUGAGCGAAACGUACCCCAUACAUGUAUUUCAGGUGUUGUAAAAUUCUAAUUAGAGAGAUGAAGGGUUACAGUUGUUGGAGAACAAAUGAAGACAAACAGUACAUAGACUCAUCAUAUUAUCCUUAUAAAAUAUAUACAUUUUCUUGUUCAUGGUGUGUUUCAGUUUUACAAAUAUCCAUUAGCUAAAAAUUAUGAAAAACAGCUCUAGAUGAGUGCGCAACAGAAGCUCAAUACAGUAGGUAAAUAAAGUAAUUCAAUGAGAAAGAAUACGACACAUGUUAACAGAAAACAAAACGAACAUGCUUUCACAUCCACCGACAGGACGUUCAAAUAAUGAAUCCAACUUUUGGACUAGCUCUGGUGGGUCUGCCUGCCAUAUGAAUCAAAGAGAAGUUAAAUCUUGGCGUAAAAUGCGCGUAAUUAAUUCCCAAACAUGAUGUAGUGAAAUUUUGGAAGUGAGGUAUAAAGUAUGUAAAGAAGUUUCACACAAUUUCACACAAGGCACAGCAAUCCGCAUGGUUUAAUCCGACGAAUGUACAGUUUUCAAUCCGAAGCGUGCACUCAAUUGAUUUUCUUGUAGUGAGAAACGAUUGUUUAAUCAUAAGAACACACUGUUAACAACCUAAGACCAACGCAUCCAGCAUUCGUCCAACAUAGAAAGAAUAAUUAUAUUCUCUUGAACAUGGCAAUCUCGUGCACACAAUAUGGAAUCACAGUGAAAUCAAAUUGUUAUAAUCAAUCCAA